AGCGGCUUUCAGGCUUCCAGGACCUCUGACUCCUAGUCGCCAUGGCCAUGGCGCGCCUCUUCCUCUUGGCCCACUUCUGUGCGGCGGCCGCCGGCGACGCCAAGUCCCUGAGAGCGGCAAAUGCGACAGCGACUGGGCAGUUGCUCCGGAUCUCCCAAGGCGGCCAGUCACGCGGCUACGAACGCAAACGCCGCGAAUGCCACGGGCAUCGAGGUCGCGGGCAGGACCAAUGCUUCCGCCGCAGGCUUCGACUGGUGGCCCUUUGGCAGGCCCAAGUGGCAAGAGGCCAGGUCGCGUGGCGGCUGGGGAGAUUGGUGGGGAGGUGGUGGAGGUGGUGGAGAUGAUGGAGGUGAAGGUCGCCGCCGGGACGACGGCGGCCGACGCCGCGACGGGGAUGGUCGUCGCCGCGACGGGGAUGGCCGGCGCCGGGAUGGGGACGACCGGCGCCGAGAUGGAGAGGGCCGGCGUCGAGACGACCGCCGCCGAGACGACCGCCGCCGAGAGAGCGACCGCCGCCGGGAGAGCGACCGCCGUAGAAGCGGCGGCUUCGGCUGGGGCCACGGCGUGCCUGGAGAGACGUGCUGCAUGUGUUCCUCACACAGCUGGAGCACUACCUAUCUCUAUGCGGUGGCAGACUACGACCACAUGUACGGCUCCCGCACGGCGCAUCAGUACUGCUCCUUCGAGUGCGCGACACGCUGCCGUCGCCAGGGCGGCGAGGAAUUCGGCUGCUACGAGGAGGACGAGUUGAUCGCGAUGAGUCGCCUCUACGCGGGCCGGGCAGACUUUGUAAUCUUGCACGAGAAUCAUUUUGGCAGCAUUUGCUGAGUCACUGUUUCUCAACAUAGGGCCGCACCCCCAA
Effrenium voratum is the source of this 862-nucleotide messenger RNA. The record is from the annotation of a GenBank genome assembly. Lineage: Eukaryota; Dinophyceae; Suessiales; Symbiodiniaceae.